UUCCAUACGCAGUGUGGACUCCACUGAGAAGAAGCAGCAAGAGCUGAAGAGCAAAUAAAGAAGAAGAGAAAGCGGGCCGAAGUAGUAUCUCCUUCCGGCCGGAAUUUCUGGCUUCUCUUUGAUUACCGGAGCAGAGGAGGAGGAGCAAUUGCAUAAUUAUGGUAACAGUAUGAAGUGUGAUGCAGAAAUGUCAGUACCCUAAUCGACAGACAGCUGGUUUGGUCCCUUUCCAAUUUCCUUCUGGCGGGCCAAGUUCACAAAUCUGAACCUUUUUUCACUUUUUGCCUUUUUUUUACCUCCAGUCUCCUCCACUUCCAUUGAGCAGAGCAGUAAGAGAGGCUCCUGUCUUCCAUUUGUCUUUUCCCCUCCAAGAAUAUAGCUUUAUGAUUUCGCUUUUAUUCUUCCACUUUCUUUUCAUUCUCCAUCAUUGUAUCCCCUUUUUCUCCAAGUUUAUUGUCUGAGAGUGUUUUUAUUCUUCUAUCUGCAAGUGAUUUUUUGCCCAAUCUCUCAACUUUUGGAGCAAUGAAACUGAGUUUUGACCUGGAAGUUGAUGUCAAUGGUGAGGAGAUCUUUUUUGUUAACAAGGAAAAACUUUGUUCAUUCUCUGGCAAGUUAAACAAAUUAUUAAGCAAAGCUCCAGUGACAUCGGUUACAAAGCCUCUGAAAGUGAUUUUCAAUGAUUUACCAGGAGGGGCAGAGGCCUUUGAACUCUUGAUAAGGUUCUGCUAUAACAAUGGCAGAAUCCAAAUUACUCCAAACAACACUUGCCUCCUCUACUUCAUAGCUCAAUCCAUGGAAGUGACUGAAGAAGAAGUUCAUUCAUCUGACAGUUUAAUCAAACAAACUGAGAAAGCUGUUGAGAGUAUCUCAUAUUGGUCUUUGCCUGAAGUCUUGAUAUCUCUAAAACAAUGCCAAAAUUAUUUUCAAUUAUCGGAAUCUUCAGGCAUCCUUGACAAAGUAAUUGAUUCUCUUGUAGCUAGAAUUACCACAGCAAGUGAUACCAGCCCUUCAGCUUCUUCACCUGAUAGCUCUUUCUUCCGUAUCUCGUUCGAUACAAAGAGUAACAUUAGCACGAAGAACAGUCAUCGUCGAGCUUGGUGGUUUGAUGAUCUUGUCAUAUUAAACAUUGAAAUGAUUGAUAGGGUUAUUGGAAGGAUGAUUUCUCUGAAACUAGAGCAUAAUAAAAUCAGCAAAUUCCUCUUUUACUAUCUGAAGUGCAAGCUCUCCUCAGCUUCUGAUGAGAAGAGGAUGGUGACCGAGACUGUCAUCGACCUACUCUACUCGCUCGAUAAAAACUCGGUAUCUUGCAAAGGCUUGUUCGAUAUUCUUCGCAUCUCCUCAUCUCAAAAUCUCAGUGGUAGUUGCAGAGAAAGAUUGGAGAAUAUGAUUGGUAGCCAGAUCGAUCAAGCUACUUUGGAUAGUCUAUUGAUUUCCUCUCCUACUAGGACCGAAAGCCUUUAUGAUGUGAAUAUACUCCUAAGGUUCUUGAGACACUUCCUUGCUUGUGGAGGUCGAACAUCAUUAGAUCGAUUGAAGAAGGUUGCAAGCCUUCUAGAUUUGUAUAUGGCUGAAGUUGCCCCUGAUGUAUACUUAAAACAUUCAAAAUUUGUAGCACUAAUUACAGCCCUUCCUGACACAGCAAGAGAUUCUCAUGACUCUUUGUAUAGAGCCAUUGACAUGUAUCUUGUGGUUCACAAUAGAUUGACCGAGGCAGAGAAGAUGAAGAUCUGUUGCUCCAUUAAUUACGCGAAGCUUUCAUUACAAUCCUGCAAGCACUUGGCACAGAAUCCCAAGUUUCCACCUAGAACUGCAGUUCAAGCGCUAUUGUCUCAGCAAUCCAAACUUAAGGGCCUACUCCAAGAUUCCAACAACUUCAAAUCCUUUGAUAGUGAGCAAAAACAAUCGAAAGAUGGAGAUCAGACCCUUCUUUAUGGGAAGAAGCUCGAUCCAGAUCCAUUGAUGGAAAAUGAAAAGCUCAAAGCUCACCUCAAAGGUAUGCAGUGGAGGGUGAUAGAGUUAGAAAAGGCCUGUAGGAAGAUGCAGAACCAGAUGGCAAAAAUGGUGAAAUCAAAGACAUCGAGCCCAACAUGCUCUAGACCACUUCCCAGGCUAUGCUCAUGAUUAAAGCUUCCUGUUUCCCUUUAAUUUUGCUUUGAUUCAAAGCUUCAUAUCUGUACAGCGUACAUUGGCAUUUUGGUUUCCCAAGCCUUUUGUAUGGAAAGCUAAAGCUGAUUGAUGGAGAGCAGUGUGAAAAUGAUAGGUUGCUGGGUUGUUCCUGCCUGCUUUGCUUAUUGACAAAUCGAUUUGUACAGCUUUUGAGAA
This is a messenger RNA of Dendrobium catenatum, 2322 nucleotides long. RefSeq names its product BTB/POZ domain-containing protein At3g22104. The coding region runs from base 523 to 2121 and encodes 532 amino acids. The record is from RefSeq and is a predicted model, not a curated record. NCBI's taxonomy places the organism in Eukaryota, Viridiplantae, Streptophyta, Magnoliopsida, Asparagales, Orchidaceae. Gene Ontology annotation, molecular function: protein binding. The transcript is spliced from 3 exons.